Molecule: messenger RNA, 564 nt
Organism: Symbiodinium pilosum
Lineage: Eukaryota; Dinophyceae; Suessiales; Symbiodiniaceae
Source: the annotation of a GenBank genome assembly
GAUUGGAACGACCAGCGCAAGGUGCGGUUGGAGAUCAAUACUGAUGCGGGGCUAAAGGGCUGCCAGUUCGUGUUGCACAAAAAGCCGGGUGAGUGGCUCAAAAAUGGAUCGCACAACUUCUCCCUAGACUUCUCCAAAGUAGCUGAUGGGCGCGGCUUCCGAGACCUUGUUGCUCACUUGGCGAAUGAAAACUCUACUGCCAAAGUGUCCUGCUACAGCUCGAGUGGGGUUGAGGUGGCAAUUCUCGCAGCUGCAGAUGGUGCUUGCUGCGAUGUACAGGCCAUUGUCCGGUCCGGGCGCAACCUGGUUCUGCAGUAUGGACCCGCUGGCAACGAUCGUCGGUGGACAUCGUCUACGAGGCUGCGCUUGCAGAAGGCUGCAGGAGACAUCUACCAGGGGCAAAUCACGUUGGAGGCUCAGGACCUCAACAAGUAUCUGAUGUUCGUGCUGCACGAUCCCAGUAAUGACCAGUGGCUCAAGGACUCCGGCCAGGAUUUCGCCUUCGAGCGGGCAUCGAGGCUUUUCAGCGCCUUCGUAGAGGAGGCUGGGAGUGCCCAAAUCUGA